UCCAUAUCGUUUCGCUCUGGCUGGCACCCAGGCCGUGUCAUCCACUCGUUCGCCUGAUUUCACUGCUGGCGAGGUGAUUUGGCUAAGGGUCCAGGGUCCGUCCUGAAUAAGGGCGGACGGUAAUUUGGUGCUAGUUUCCAGGGCUCCUGCGAAACACUCCUCAGAGGUUUUCCAAGCCCGUUUGUCUCGGAAUUCUCGGUCUACCAUUGGCGUGAAAACGUACCCUCGCUCGUUGUGAUAAUCGGCACACACCGUCGAUAUGGAUCCUUCGGCGCCUCUGACACCGGACGACCUCUCGGUCGGGGAUGUUUUCAGCCCGCAGGCCGACAUGUCGCACUCUCGCCCGAACACUACCCUGAACGACAACCAAGAGACCGGCUUCCGAAUCAGCGCCCGCAGCCCCCAGCGCAAAGCCGCUCUAAUGCCCCCGCGGGGUGUCAAUGGCGGGAAACCCUUCCCUGCGCCGGAUUUGAAUGGGAAUUUUCAGACAGACCGUCGCAAGAAGAAGAAAAAGCAGACCGCCCACCAUGUGGCUCCGGCCAUCUCGACCGUCCGCGGAUUUACCCCUCGAGGCUCCGGCGACGAGGACUCGGAUCGCUCGGCCUGCAAUUCGCGCGCUCCGAGCUCUCGUCCCCGUGCGCCCACCGGGACUGGGCCCAGCAGUCCGUUGGUGCAACCAGCGACCGGCUGUGGGGUGAGCGCCCUGAAACUGCAGCUGGAUUCGAUGAGCUUGUCUGGUCAGGGUCCCCCAUCAGGGACGCCUAGCAAUGCCAGCGUCUGUUCGGACAGUGACCAGACGGAAGUCUUGACCAGCUACGAGGUGCCCCUGGAGCAUGACUACGUUAGCGCGGAUGCGGUGGCGGAGGAAAAGUCCCAGGAGGCGUCGAACGGACGCGACGUGCGCACUCAACAGCUGUGCCGCAAGAUGACCACCGACGAUUUCGAGCCUCUGCUCUGCCUGGGCAAGGGCUCCUUCGGGACAGUGCUGCUGGUCCGCCACGUGCUGACGGGCAAGCUGUAUGCGCAGAAGCAGUUCCGCAAGGCGUCUAUCACCGUGCACAAGAAAUUGGUGGAGCAGACCAAGACGGAGCGCAUGAUUCUGGAAAGCGUCAACCGCCACCCGUUCGUGGUCAAGCUGUUCUACGCGUUCCAGGACCAUGAGAAGCUCUACCUCAUUCUGGAGUACGCUGAAGGCGGAGAGUUGUUCCACCAUCUGGCUCUGGAGCGCAUGUUCGACGAAGACGCUGCUGCCUUCUACAUGGCGGAGAUGGUGCUGGCCCUGGAGCAUCUGCACCAGACCGUCGGAGUGAUCUACCGCGAUCUCAAGCCAGAGAACUGUCUGCUUGACAACGAGGGCCACCUGCUCCUGACGGAUUUCGGGCUCAGCAAGAUCGCAGUCAGUGACGAUGACCGCUGCAACUCGUCCCUGGGGACUAUCGAGUACAUGGCUCCGGAGGUGAUCCAAGGCAAGCCUUACGGCAAGGCCUGUGAUUGGUGGUCGCUCGGCGCCCUCGGCUACGACCUGCUGACCGGAUCCCCGCCGUUUAAGGCAAACAACCACGCUAAGCUGCAGGAGAAGAUCCUCAAGCAGAAGCUGGCCCUGCCCUACUUCCUGGGACCGGAUGCCAAGGACCUGUUGACCCGACUCCUUCGGAAGGAACCGUCGAAACGCCUGGGAUACCACAUGCCCAAAGACCUCCAGACGAUCAAGAACCAUCGUUUCUUCCGAAAGAUCGACUGGAAGGCCUUGGAGCGGCGCCAGGUCACUCCACCGAUCAACCCGGUGGUGACUGAUCCGGCGCUGGCGGAGAACUUCUCGGUGGACUUCACGCAGUUGCCGUUGAGUCCAAUUGUGCAUGGGUUCGAUGAGCAUUACGAGGCGUCUCGCGCGGUUGCUCCGGCGGUGUCGCUGGGGCUGGGAGAGAGUAACCCGUUUGGGGGUUUCAGUUUUGUGGCGCCGAGCAGUAUGCUGGACAAGGCGAUCGGAGUGUGACGGUUUUUAGAACUUAGAUGUGGUUCGUGGUUCACCUUCAUAUCGUUACUUGCUGUAGCACAUCAGAAGGGUAGCUUGACUGCCAACAGACUGCGUGGAUCUUACAUUGAUCCCAGCGACAAGCGAUACCCAUAAUCAUCAUCAGCAAUCAGAAGACCUCAAGGUAGAUCCAAGCCACGUAUAUCAACAUCAACCCAGACAAGCUGUCCCAUCUCGUAUCUGCGAAGAGUAAUCCCACAAGUCUGGCCCAAUAGGAGGGGAGUAUAAGAUAAAUGCUCUCUCGCCCUUCGAACUGGCUGUAAUAUCUUGAAGCUGAUGGGGUAUUGCGGGGAAGCAGCCUUGAUUCGGCAUGGUUCACCCCGAGCCGAGCGUGCUUUCUACUCUACAUCACCCUAGAGUUGGGACGCUGUCUCCGGCAAUCAACAUCUUGGAGUCUCUCUCAUCUAUGAAACGCUGAGAUAGGAUGCUCGAGAUGCGAAAGCUGCC
Aspergillus homomorphus CBS 101889 is the source of this 2479-nucleotide messenger RNA. RefSeq names its product AGC family serine/threonine-protein kinase. Gene Ontology annotation, molecular function: protein serine/threonine kinase activity; ATP binding. The record is from RefSeq and is a predicted model, not a curated record. Gene Ontology annotation, biological process: protein phosphorylation. Lineage: Eukaryota; Fungi; Ascomycota; Eurotiomycetes; Eurotiales; Aspergillaceae. The transcript has 2 exons. The coding region runs from base 260 to 1993 and encodes 577 amino acids.